Molecule: messenger RNA, 783 nt
Organism: Tarenaya hassleriana
Lineage: Eukaryota; Viridiplantae; Streptophyta; Magnoliopsida; Brassicales; Cleomaceae
Product: structure-specific endonuclease subunit slx1-like
Exons: 4
Coding region: 73-612 (179 amino acids)
Biological process (GO): double-strand break repair via homologous recombination
Cellular component (GO): Slx1-Slx4 complex
Molecular function (GO): crossover junction DNA endonuclease activity; 5'-flap endonuclease activity
Source: RefSeq, a predicted model, not a curated record
GAGUUCUUUUGUAGUGGAAAAGAUCGUGUUGUUUUCCCCCCUCGACUUCCAUCUCGGUGUCGGAAUAAUGAGAUGAUGAGGUCUAUAUCCAGAACGUUUCCGUCGGUGAAGCUCCGCAAUCCCAACCCUAACCCACAAAAAUUCCCCAAAUCCCAGGAUUUGCCGACCCAAAUCUCGUCAUCUUCCUCUUCGCCGAGGAGCCCAAAUUCGAAAUCCGCAAUAAAGUCAAGAUCUUGGUGUGUUUAUCUGAUUCUGUCUACGAACAAACCCAUCAAAACUUAUGUCGGCGUCACAACCGAUUUCUCUCGCCGAUUGAAGCAGCACAAUGGCGAAAUCAGAGGCGGUGCAAAAGCUUCAUGUGCAGGAAGACCCUGGCUUUGUGCCUGCAUUGUCCAUGGUUUCAAUGGCCAAAGCGAAGCUUCUUCCUUUGAAUCAAAUUGGAAGAGCAUCUCAAGAAAGUUGCCUCGGAAACAGAAGAACAGGGACACGUUGGAGCAGAGCGAUGAUGGUUCACAUGCCUUGCUACAGCACCGGAAAACAGCCCUGGAUAAAGCCAUGGAAGCAUUACAAUGGCAGCACUUAGAAAUCGACUGGAAACCGAUCCCAAGGUAACAGCUUCAAGCCUUCAACUAACUGAAUCGGUUUACAGAACCUACAUUGUGCUUAAGCGUACAAACAAAAAGUGUAUAUAUAUUCUUUACACAAUACCAUUCAUAUGUAUCCUGGUUUUAUCAUGGAGACAGUUCUUUAACACAUGAAAGCGGUCUCGGGUUUUCGUUUCUU